Molecule: messenger RNA, 324 nt
Organism: Paramecium tetraurelia
Lineage: Eukaryota; Ciliophora; Oligohymenophorea; Peniculida; Parameciidae
Exons: 3
Source: RefSeq, a predicted model, not a curated record
AUGCUAAAGGUAAUUGGAUUUUUAUUAUUGCUACAUUCAGCCAUCUCAUUAAUCAGAUAUAGAAAACAUUUAAUUUACAAUGACACGACUGAUUAAUAUCAUAUACCUUUGGAUAUCUUAUUGGAAAUAAUUGUGGGAUUUGCUUUAAAUAUGUUUUUUGGAGUUAUUAUGGAUAAAAAAUUUGCUAACAUACAUGAAUUUCCACAUAAAAAAACCUAUGACUAAGCUUUCUAAAGACCUAAUUUCAGAUAACCUGGUGGUAGAGGAGGAGUAUUAUAAUCUGUAGUAAAAGAUAAAAUCGGAAAUUUUGACAUCAACCAUUGA